Molecule: messenger RNA, 1203 nt
Organism: Daphnia magna
Lineage: Eukaryota; Metazoa; Arthropoda; Branchiopoda; Diplostraca; Daphniidae
Exons: 1
Coding region: 1-1203 (400 amino acids)
Biological process (GO): DNA integration
Molecular function (GO): nucleic acid binding
Source: RefSeq, a predicted model, not a curated record
AUGAAAGUGGACGGAAGGUUGGAGCACGCCGAACUCCCGGCGCGCACUCGUCACCCAACUAUAAUUGCACCGAACCACCCGAUGACCAGGUUAAUCAUAGAAGAUUGUCACCAAAAAGUGCGGCACUCCGGCGUUGAGCACACCUUAAGCAUCUUGCGCGAGCAAUAUUAUCUCCCCCAGGGUCGCAGGGCCAUCCGUCGGGCAUUGAGAAAAUGUGUCAAGUGCAAGCUCUUACGUUCCCUGCCCCAAGCACCGAAAAUGGCAAGCCUACCAAAAGAACGUCUUCAGGCUUUCCUUCGCGUUUUUACAAAUGUCGGCCUCGAUUGUUUUGGGCCAUUCCAGGUCGUAAUCGGAAGGCGAUCAGUUAAAAGAUAUGGCCUUCUUAUCACCUGCCUUUCCUCUCGUGCGGUGCACCUGGAGGUCCUCGACUCAAUGGAUGCUGAUUCCUUCAUCAUGGCCCUUCGCCGGUUCAUUUCCCUCCGCGGCAGUCCAGCCGUCGUAUAUUCGGACAACGGCACGAAUCUGAAGGCAGGCGGCAAGGAGCUCGCCGAAGGAAUCAAAAACUUAAACUCUAUUCGCGUAUCAGGAGAAAUGGCGGACCGUGGAAUUGACUGGCGGUACCCGCCACCAACCGGCUCACACUACGGCGGAAUUUGGGAGCGGCUAAUUGGCUCCAGCAAGGCAGCAUUGCGUGCCAUUCUCGAGACCCGCUCAGUUAACGACGAAGUGCUGCGCACCGUGUUUGCCGAAGUUGCGUCGCUCUUAAACAGCCGACCCCUCACCCAUGUUCAAACGGACCCGAAUGAGCCCGAGCCGCUGACCGCGAAUCAUUUUAUGCUUGGUGGACCGCACCCUCAUCGUGAACCCGAUCGAGAAGAAGCAUUUGACGGACUAACGAGGCGUCGCUGGAAGCAGGCCCAGUUUAUCGUCGACCAGUUCUGGCGACGAUGGAUGAGAGAAUAUCUUCCCAGUCUCAUCGAGCGCAAGAAAUGGGAAAAAUCAGUUCGUCCUCUUUUAGUCGGCGACAAGGUCCUAAUAAUGGACGAGAACAACAAGCGAGGAGAAUGGUUAAUGGGCUCGAUCGUGGCCGUUCACCCGAGCCACGACGGAGUCGUGCGGAAAGCAACAGUCAAAACGGCUAAUUCUGUGUUAAUCCGACCCACUGUUAAACUCUGUUAUAUUUCAGGUCAGCGCCUGGAGUAA